Messenger RNA from Polyodon spathula (Mississippi paddlefish), 672 nucleotides. RefSeq names its product NK1 transcription factor-related protein 1-like. Gene Ontology annotation, cellular component: nucleus. Gene Ontology annotation, molecular function: RNA polymerase II cis-regulatory region sequence-specific DNA binding; DNA-binding transcription factor activity, RNA polymerase II-specific. Bases 1 to 672 code for a protein of 223 amino acids. Gene Ontology annotation, biological process: regulation of transcription by RNA polymerase II; cell differentiation. Lineage: Eukaryota; Metazoa; Chordata; Actinopteri; Acipenseriformes; Polyodontidae. The record is from RefSeq and is a predicted model, not a curated record. The transcript is spliced from 2 exons.
AUGUGCCGGCGCCUGGACAUCAAGAAGACGCGGACCACCCCUCUGCACCCUCAGAGCAACGGACUGGUGGAGAGGUUCAACAGCAUGCUGGCCGUGCAGCUGGCUGUCACCACCAUGUCUCCUUUAAUGUUCUGUGUAUUGUACGGUCAGCAGCAACAAGGGCAGCCCGAUCAGAGCCAGGCCAAGCCUAAGAGGAAACGCAGUGGUUCAGAUUCCAAGUCAGGCAAACCCCGGCGAGCCCGGACAGCCUUCACCUACGAACAGCUAGUAGCUCUGGAGAAUAAAUUCAAGUCCACCCGCUAUCUGUCCGUCUGCGAGAGGCUGAAUCUGGCUCUUUCACUCAGUCUGACGGAGACACAGGUGAAAAUCUGGUUCCAGAACCGCCGGACCAAGUGGAAGAAGCAAAACCCUGGCGCAGAUACCAGCGCCCCGACAGGGGGCGGUGGCGGAGGAGGACCAGGGAGCGGGCUUAGCGGUGGUUUGAGUCAACUGAGCCCUUCUCCUCCAAUAGGAGGCCAGCUGUCAAUGCACACCGGUUACCCGGGUCACGGACCAGGCGGGCUGGUCUGCACUGCCCAGUUGCCCUUCCUGUCAAGCCACGCAGUCCUGUCCCCUUUUGUUUUGGGAUCACAAGCUUACGGGGCGCCGGCGUUUUAUACUUCGCACUUGUAA